Delphinapterus leucas (beluga whale) is the source of this 3200-nucleotide messenger RNA. It is a transcript of the gene PREPL, whose product is annotated as prolyl endopeptidase like. Gene Ontology annotation, cellular component: Golgi apparatus; cytoskeleton. Gene Ontology annotation, biological process: proteolysis. Gene Ontology annotation, molecular function: serine-type endopeptidase activity. The record is from RefSeq and is a predicted model, not a curated record. Lineage: Eukaryota; Metazoa; Chordata; Mammalia; Artiodactyla; Monodontidae.
AAACCAGCUCCGGGCGGUUCUGGGUAGGCUGUCGUUUUGCUAGCUGCAGAACGCAGACUUCGGCUGACCGUGGGUGAGGUGGGAGCUGCGCUCCUUCCUGAGAGCAUCGGGUUCUCCGGCGUGCCUUCACUCGUUUCGGUGUCUAGAGCGAGACUGACUUUCAGUUUGCUUUGCCCAUGUGUGUACCAGAAUCAGUGCUGUUUGAGCCUGACAGGAUUGACUUUACAAAUGAGACAUUUAUGUCACAUCUGCCAAGAAGUGUGAUUUAAAUUAAACUUUAACUUUUACAAGUUUUCAGAUACUUUGAGUUAUCAGCUGUCUGCGGUUAUUUGUAACUGGAGGGGUACACAGCCCCAAAGGGGAGGGAUAAGAACUGCAGAUCUUAGAUGCUCUAAGAACCCACUACUAUAUAAUCAUUCCUAUGAAAAUCAUUCAUGUGCUGGCAGCCCCAAAGGGAGCAUAAACCAGGGACUUUGAUAUCAUGCAGCAGAAGAGCAAAUUAUUUCUCCAGGCUUUGAAGUAUAGUAUUCCUCACCUUGGGAAAUGCAUGCAGAAACAGCACGUGAAUCACUGUAACUUCGCUGAUCAUUAUUACAAUAGCAUAAAAUUGAAAAAAUAUCACCUAACCAAGUGUCUGCAGAAUAAACCCAGGAUAUCAGAGUUAGCAAGAAACAUCCCAAGUCGGAACUUCUCAUGUAAGGAAUUUUUGCCUAUUAAACAAGAAAACAAAAAAUCCCUCUCAGAAAACAUGGAUGCAUUUGAAAAAGUGAGAACAAAAUUAGAAACACAGCCACAAGAAGAAUACGAAAUCAUCAAUGCAGAGAUUAAACAUGGUGGUUUUGUUUAUUAUCAAGAGGGCUGCUGUUUGGUUCGUUCCAAAGAUGAAGAAGCAGACAAUGAUAAUUAUGAAGUUUUGUUCAAUUUGGAGGAACUUAAAUUAGAGCAACCCUUCAUUGAUUGUAUCAGAGUUGCUCCUGAUGAAAAAUAUGUAGCUGCCAAGAUAAGAACUGAAGAUUCUGAAGCAUCUACGUGUGUAGUUGUGAAGCUCAGUGAUCAACCUGUAAUGGAAGCUUCUUUCCCAAAUGUGUCCAGUUUUGAAUGGGUAAAGGAUGAAGAAGAUGAAGAUGUUUUAUUCUACACCUUCCAGAGGAACCUUCGCUGUCAUGAUGUAUAUCGAGCCACUUUUGGUGAUAACAGGCGUAAUGAACGUUUUUACACAGAAAAAGACCCAAGCUUUUUUGUUUUCCUUUAUCUUACAAAAGACAGUCGUUUUCUCACCAUGAAUAUUAUGAACAAGACCACUUCAGAGGUGUGGUUGAUAGAUGGCAUGAGCCCUUGGGACCCACCAGUACUUAUCCAGAAGCGAAUACACGGGGUCCUUUACUACGUAGAACACAGAGAUGAUGAAUUAUACAUUCUCACUAAUGUUGGCGAGCCUACAGAAUUCAAGCUAAUGAGAACAGCAGCUGAUACCCCUGCUAUUAUGAAUUGGGAUUUAUUUUUCACAAUGAAGAGAAAUACCAAAGUUGUAGACCUGGACAUGUUUAAGGAUCACUGUGUUCUAUUCCUGAAGCAUAGCAAUCUACUUUAUGUUAAUGUGAUUGGUCUGGCUGACGAUUCAGUUCGGUCUCUAAAGCUCCCACCUUGGGCCUGUGGAUUCAUAAUGGAUACAAAUUCAGACCCAAAGAACUGCCCCUUUCAGCUUUGCUCUCCUAUACGUCCCCCUAAGUAUUACACGUAUAAGUUUUCAGAAGGUAAACUGUUUGAGGAAACUGGACAUGAAGACCCAAUCACAAAGACUAGUCGUGUUUUACGUAUAGAAGCCAAAAGCAAGGAUGGAAAAUUAGUGCCAAUGACUAUUUUCCAUAAAACGGAUUCUGAAGACUUGCAGAAGAAACCUCUCCUGGUACAUGUAUAUGGAGCUUAUGGAAUGGAUUUGAAAAUGAAUUUCAGGCCUGAAAGGCGGGUGUUGGUGGACGAUGGAUGGAUAUUAGCAUAUUGUCACGUUCGGGGAGGUGGUGAGUUAGGCCUCCAGUGGCAUGCUGAUGGCCGUCUAACUAAAAAACUCAAUGGCCUUGCUGACUUAGAGGCUUGCAUUAAGACACUUCAUGGCCAAGGCUUUUCUCAGCCAAGUCUAACAACCCUGACUGCUUUCAGUGCUGGAGGGGUGCUUGUGGGAGCAUUGUGUAAUUCUAAUCCAGAGCUGCUGAGAGCUGUGACUUUGGAGGCACCUUUCUUGGAUGUCCUCAACACCAUGAUGGACACUACACUUCCUCUGACAUUAGAAGAAUUAGAAGAGUGGGGGAAUCCUUCAUCUGAUGAAAAACACAAGAACUACAUAAAACGUUACUGUCCCUAUCAAAACAUUAAACCUAAGCAUUAUCCUUCAAUUCACAUCACAGCUUAUGAAAACGACGAACGUGUGCCUCUGAAAGGAAUUGUAAACUAUACUGAGAAACUCAAGGAAGCCAUCGUGGAGCAUGCUAAGGACACCGGGGAAGGUUAUCAAGCCCCCAAUAUUAUUUUAGAUAUUCAGCCUGGAGGCAAUCAUGUGAUUGAGGAUUCUCACAAAAAGAUUACAGCCCAAAUUAAAUUCCUGUAUGAGGAACUUGGACUUGACAGCACCAGUGUUUUCGAGAAUCUUAAGAAAUAUCUAAAAUUCUGAAAUGCUGCAUUCAGUGGAAAUUGGAAACACACUGAAAUAUUUCAUAGUCAUAUUUCCAGUUACAUUAACAAAAGUGAGUUUUUUAAGUUAGUAAAUAAUUUUUAAAAUUUGCUUCUCUGUCCAGAUUUUGUUUUGUAUACAGCUCACUUGCUUAUACCGUUGUCUCCAUUGAUGCACACGCCCCUUAACCUAGGAAAGUAGUUUUCAAACCAUGCUCUGUAGAAGGACAUAGAGAAGGGAGUGAAGGAAGGAUUGGUGACAGCAGAACUUUCCCCUUUCCCGCAUCAGAACAGGUUUGUUUUACUCUGAUUUUCUUUGAACAGUUUACAAAUCAAGGUCCUGCUUCUUUGCUAGUGAACAUUUUUAGAUACUCUAGCAGUUAAGUCAUCCUCCAGUUUCUGUACCUGCAUUUUAUGGAAGAAGAUGAUAUUCCUCACAUUAAAAUUCAUUAGAUCUCUCUAAUAUUCUGGAGUCCUAAGGUGCUCUGAUCAUCUCUUAUUGAUGCUAACUCAAAAAAAUUACAAGUUCCUGCAAG